AAAAAAAAAAGGAAGUGUCUACCCAGAGGCUAACUUGCACAUUUGCCAUCUAAAUUCUCUGCAUUGGCAGCACACUGCACAGCCGACUUGGGGACUCAUUAGGAAAAUAAUGAUGCCUUGCCUCUUCCAAGGCCACAUUCCUAAAAAGAGCAGUGAAUUCUUCCCAACACCCACUGCUGUGUAUCCAGUCUGCCAGUUGUAUCUCUAGAAUGUUCCAUGUUGCUGGGUCAUCUUCUGAGGAGCCUUUUGGUGUUUCAGGCUGGUGAAAACUAUGGAGGCCUUCUCAGAAUUCUGUGUUGUUGCUCUCAUUUGUAAUUGAAUUUCAGUUAAAGGGAUUUCCUUCAUGUGGAUUGCUAAAAUCAAAAAGAUAUUCUGGAGCUGUUGAUUGGACUUUCAGAGGACGCAUCAAAAAUUUUUUUUCUGGUGACAAUCCUUUCCCGGAGGCUCUUCCAGCCAUGGAUGGAAAAGCAGAUGUGAAGUCUCUCAUGGCGAAGUUUAACACUGGGGGCAACUUGACAGAGGAGGUCUCCGUUGGCAAUCGACCCUUCAAAGUAGGAGGACAUUCAUCCCCUUCAGGAAUACAGGCAAGGAAGAGUGUAUUUACCAACCAAGGAAAUGCCAGUCCACCCCCAGGGCCCAACAACUCAUCCAAGUUUGGGACUCCAAGGCCUCUUUUGGGAGUAAAGUCUUCAUUUGAGGAGAAAACCGACAAGGACCCCAAACCCCCAUAUCUGAAACCUACUGGAGCAGGACAGAGAUUUGGGACUCCAGCAAGCUCUGCCAGCAGGGAGCCUGAAGGAAAAGUGGGAUUUCUGAAACCUGUAGGUCCUAAGCCAUUUGACCAGCCAAAAGAAGAUGCCAAGCCUGUGUUUCCGAGACCCUCUGGGAACAAACCAUUGCUUCAUGCUGUCAACCAAGAGAAUGACGUAAAAACUCCUAGUCCAAAGUCAGUUUUCAAUGCCCCAGCACAAGAAAAUGAACCUAAACCAGUAUUUCCAAAGUUGGCUGCGGCUAAGGGAAAGUUCACUUCUCCACAAGACCAUGAUUCCAAGCCCCCUUUCACCAAACCAGCAAUUGGGCAGAAACCUUCUGCCAAUACAGACACCUCCCAUGAAGACCAGAGCCCCAGCAAGAGUACAUUUCCGCAGAAAGGACCUGCAUUUGCCCCUCCCUCAAAACCUAAAAUCAGUACUCCCAAGCCAGGCAAGGAAGAUACAGAAAACAAAGACCAUGCAACAGACCUCCCAAAUAUGCCUUUUCCUGGGGUAACUCUAAAGCCUGCUGCCAGCAGAGGUACCCCAGGCUCAAGCCUAAACCUCCCCAAAAAUACUGAAGAGAAAAAAGAAGAAAGGAAGAUAGAUGCAGCUAAGAAUGUAUUUAUGAGUAAAAUGAAUCAGGACGACUCAGGCUCAGGUGCCCCUCCACCCAAGUUCUCGAAGCCACCUUCCAAACUGGUGGUGGGAGGACCUUGGAACCAAAGUCAAGAAAAGGAAAAAGGAGAAAAGAAUUCAACUGCACCUAAGCAGAAGCCUUUGCCUGCCCUCUUUACCCUGGGUCCAGCCCCACAGAAACCCAACAGACCACCUACCGUUGACCUGGCAAGAUUCCGAAAGGCCAGCCCUGCAAACUCUCCAAGCAAAGGAACAGCACCUUACUCUGGGGCCACAUCACCACCACCACCACCACCUCCACCAGCACAUCCUACCACUCAACCAGUCGCCCCAGUCCCUCCAGUCCCUUACCCAACACAACCUCCAGUUCCAAGUCUACCUCCUAGAAAUAUCAAAAUUCCUCCUGAUCCAAAGAGUCUAACAAAUGAAGAAAAUUAUGAUGAUGUUGAUAUGCAAUCCAAUGAUCUUGGAAAUCCAGAUGAGGAUCAAGAAAGCGAUGGAGAAACAUAUGAAGACAUAGAAGCAACAAAAGAACGAGAGAAGAAGAAAGAUAAAGAAGAGAAGAAAAGACUAGAGCAAGAGAAGAAAGAACAGAAAGAGAAAGAAAAAAAGGAACAAGAGAUCAAGAAAAAGUUCAAACUAACAGGACCUAUUCAAGUCCUCCAUCAAGCUAAGGCUUGCUGUGACGUCAAAGGAGGGAAGAACGAGCUAAGUGUCAAACAAGGAGAGGAAAUUGAAAUAAUUCGUAUCACGGACAACCCUGAAGGAAAAUGGUUAGGCAGAACUUCCAGAGGCACAUAUGGCUAUAUUAAAACAACAGCAGUGGAGAUCGACUAUGAUUCCUUAAAAAGAAAGAAAAAUUCAAUGAGUACUCUUCCAUCAAAACUCAUGGAAGAUGAUCAGGAGCUGUACGAUGAUGUUGCUGAACAUGGCAGUGUUAGCAGCCAUAGUCAAAGUGGCAGUGGAGGAGUGUUCCCAAAUCAAGGGGAUGAAAUUUAUGAUGGUAUUGAAGAUGAUGAUGAUAAUGGCUCCACGCUACAGGUCGACGACGAGAAGAGUAAUCCAUGGACCUGGGGGAUUUUGAAGAUGUUAAAGGGAAAAGAUGACAAAAAGAAAAGUAUACGAAAGAAAUCUAAAGACACAGAGUCAGACAGUAACGAAGACGUAGCUUUCCCUUCUCCUCCAAAGCAGCUUGGAUUGGAUGUAGGAGAUGAAGUCUAUGAUGACGUGGAUUCAUCUGAUUUCCCUGCUCCACCCAUUGAAAUCAGUGCAGGAGUAAACUUUGGCAAAGGCAGGUUAGAAGAGAAAGACCUAAAGAAGUUGAAAAAGCAAGAAAAAGAAGAAAAGGAAUUCAAGAAAAAAUUCAAAUUUGAUGGUGAAAUUAGAGUCCUCUAUACAACUCAAGUGGUGCCUACCUUAACAUCUAAAAAAUGGGGAACCAGAGAUUUACAGUUGAAGCCUGGGGAAUCUCUUGAAGUCAUACAAAGCACAGAUGAUACAAAAGUGUUGUGCAGGAAUGAAGAAGGCAAAUAUGGCUAUGUCCUUCGGAGCUGUCUGGUGGACAAUGAAGGAGAGAUCUAUGAUGAUAUUGCUGAUGGUUGUAUCUACGACAAUGACUAGUAGCUUUCCACCUUAGAAGCUGACUUCAUUGAAUUCUUAUAAGCAUUUACAGUUUUAAUUACCAUAUAAUUAAGAUGUAACAGCAGAUGAAUGAGCAAAAUACUUUGUUAUCACUUCCUUUUUGUUACUAAAGCAUCAUUCUCACCAUAAAGAACUGGAGAUUGAGACCGUUAUGAGUUAAGUUUAUUCUGAACAAACAUCCCAGAGGGAUUCAUCAAGGAAGCAAUGCACAUCCCCUUUGGCUACCUGUUCAGCACUUCCAAGGAUAUACACAGUUCAUUGAUAAGAAAUUGAUAGACCUCGAUGACAGUAAAAGAAAUAUCAAAUGAAAAACAGAGGAGAAAGAAACCCAUCACAUUCACUUAUGAUUUAAAUAAAGAAAAUAAACAUAAGUUGGCAUCUGAGAAGGCAAUUCCUCCACUUGAAAAAUUCUUCUAAUAUUUGCUAAAAGGAAAUUAUAUUCAUAGGAUUCUCUGUGUUUUAAAUUUGCAGAAUGUUUUGUCUAUAUGUGUUCAUUUGGAAAGCAUAUUAAUUAUUUGCUAGAGAGUUUGUUAUAAUUUGUGUAUUUUUGUACAGACAUCUAAGAUAAAUGUCUUAGUCUUUAAAACCCAUCAUUUAGCUGAUUUUUGAUAUUCAAAUAACUUGAUUCUGUUCAUUAUUUAAAGUGAUGCUCUCUGAGAAGUAACAUGGACCUAAACUUUGACUCUAUAACCAUGACAUUCUACAUAAAGGACUAUGAACAGCCCUGUUUUUAUUCCAAAUCUGUUCAGAAGGCUUUACAACCGGUUUAAUUUCUCCCUGUAAGUUUCUCGUUGCCAGCAGGGGGAGUACAAAUGAACACCCUGCUAGAAAGAUGUCCCCAAUUUAGGCACACAUUUAGUUCAAAGGCAAGCCAGAAUCAAAACUAAAAGUUAUAUAUUUAGUUCCAAUUCUUUAAGGAAAAAUAUUUGUUGAAUGGAUAUGAAAAUAUAUUUUUUUCAUGACUUCCAAAAUAAGGAUCUAAUAUUUAACCAUGUGGAAACGGUCAGGAUUCCUCAGAUCUACUCACAGUCCUCCUGCCUAUGCAAACUUUCUAUAGAAAUAGGAAAACUUUGGACCUCUCUGAUACUUCAUUUUCUCACUUGCCAAGUUAGAACGUCAAAUUAUAUCAUUUCUAAUAUCCUCCCAAACUGCUGAAUUUCUUUUUUAAGGCUAUGUCAGAACAUUUUUGUCCUUUCACAAUUUUGUAGCAAAUUUGUACCACUCCAAUUUUGGGGGGUGCGGUGGGGACUGAGUGAUUUUUUUCAUUAGUGUACAAUAGCUGUUGAAUUCGUUCUUCCUUUGUUUCUCAAGUGUACCAUGUGGCCACAGGAAAAGAUUUGAAUGGAUCUAUAAGAAGUUUUAGAGUUUUGUAUAGAAAACCACUCCCCAAAGGGUCAGUCUGGGUGCUUCCAUAGAGAGGAAGAAGUGUAUGCACACAAACCUGUAAAAAAUAAUAACAGCAAUUCUAUAAGAUAGGUAAUCUCGACCCAAUAAAAAGGUAAAAUGAUUUUAAAUGUUUUAAAUAUUUUUUGAACAUUUCUUUUGGAUAUUGGUAGGUGAAAUAUUGACAUAUUUGAUGAGAGAGCUACCAAAAAUGUUUUCUGGAAAAUUCUCUAGCUUGGGAGAUUUGUUCUACAAAUAACUGUUCCACAAAUCAGAGUACAUGAAUAACAUGGGCUACUGAAGCCAAAAAAAUACAGUUUUCCUUCUUCUAAAUAAAAGUCUAUAUUCACAGGAAUGGUACAGAAGAAAUGUCUCCUUACAAUAGGAAGAAAUAUUGCCUCCAAUAAAUUUCUCAGAAAUAGCUUCAUAAAAGUGAUUUGAACAUUAAAUAAUACUAAAGGGUUAUUCUUCCAAAUCUGACAGCAGGCCUGGUAUGGUUUGCAUAUGCACCUUUCACCCCAAACCCCCUUUAUCCUAAAAAAAGCCAGUUUAAUCAACUAUAUUUUUGCAUUCCUCCUUGUGAUGCCUUAAUCUAGGUGAAUUUUUAAAAAGAAUUUAAUGACAUCGUUUACCUUAGAAGGACAGGAUUUAUUCAGAAUCAGAUAAGACCUAUUUUAGAGAAAGCAAAACAUGCAAUGACUUAUUUCAAGGUCAUAAUUCAUCUUAAGACUGGCAAAGCAUAAAACCUUGAAGCCCUGAUUCUGGUUCUUAUUCAAACACACCACCCCUGAAGCAUACAAUAGCUUGGGAUUUUUAAAAAACAAUUUAAAAAUUGAACAAAUAAAAGCAUUCAUAUUGUCCUGUAUUUCUAGAUGAAUAACAACUGUUUUAUAAUAAAAUCUUGGAAGAGUAAUGUGUACAAAUGUAAUUCAAAAUAAAGCCUGUUUUUAACUCA
Monodelphis domestica (gray short-tailed opossum) is the source of this 5370-nucleotide messenger RNA. It is a transcript of the gene FYB1, whose product is annotated as FYN binding protein 1. The record is from RefSeq and is a predicted model, not a curated record. Gene Ontology annotation, biological process: integrin-mediated signaling pathway; protein localization to plasma membrane; T cell receptor signaling pathway. Lineage: Eukaryota; Metazoa; Chordata; Mammalia; Didelphimorphia; Didelphidae. Gene Ontology annotation, molecular function: lipid binding; protein binding. Gene Ontology annotation, cellular component: plasma membrane.